Molecule: messenger RNA, 4600 nt
Organism: Ficedula albicollis (Collared flycatcher)
Lineage: Eukaryota; Metazoa; Chordata; Aves; Passeriformes; Muscicapidae
Gene: JAKMIP3
Product: Janus kinase and microtubule interacting protein 3
Exons: 25
Coding region: 144-2867 (907 amino acids)
Molecular function (GO): kinase binding; microtubule binding
Source: RefSeq, a predicted model, not a curated record
GCCCCUGAGCCAUGAGGGACAGAGCCAGGCACUGAGGGUCACCGGACAGGAGCACUGCCACCCCCCUAACAGCACUGCUCUUCAAAAGCCCCAGAAGAUGUAGAGCCCAGCGCAGUCGGAGCCGGCGGGGCGCGUCCCUCACCAUGGCCAAGAGGAGCUCCAGCCGUGCCAGGGGGGACAAGCCCGACGCCCUGGCUGCCCUGCAGGCUGCCAACGAGGAGCUGCGGGCCAAGCUCACCGACAUCCAGAUCGAGCUGCAGCAGGAGAAGAGCAAGGUCAGCAAAUUGGAAAGGGAGAAGAACCAGGAGGUGAAGCAGAUCAAGGAGCACGAGCAGCACAAAAGCACAGUGGUGGUCACAGAGCUCAAAGUCAAACUCCACGAGGACAAGAUGAAAGAGCUCCAAGCUGUUCGAGAAACACUUCUGAGGCAGCACGAGGCCGAGCUGCUCCGAGUGAUAAAGAUCAAAGACAAUGAGAUCCAGCGGCUGCAGACGCUGCUGAACGCCGUGCGCGACGGGGCCCCCGACAGGGUGAAGACGGUGCUGCUCAGCGAGGCCAAGGAGGAGGCCAAGAAGGGCUUCGAGGUGGAGAAAAUCAAAAUGCAGCAGGAAAUCUCCGAGCUGAAGGGGGCUAAGAAGCAGGUGGAGGAGGCUCUGACCAUGGUGAUCCAGGCUGACAAGAUCAAAGCGGCAGAGAUCAGGAGCGUGUACCACCUGCACCAGGAGGAGAUCACCAGGAUCAAGAGGGAGUGCGAGAGGGAGAUCCGCAGGCUGAUGGAGGAGAUUAAGUUUAAGGACAGAGCAGUCUUCGUGCUGGAGAGAGAGUUAGGGGUGCGAGCCGGGCAUGCUCAGAGACUGCAGCUCCAAAAGGAGGCUUUAGAUGAACAACUGUCCCAGCUCAAAGAGUCUGACCGGCAUCUGAGCAGCCCCAAGCGGGAACUUCCUUAUGCAAGUGGUGCAGGAGACGCUUCAGACCAUUCGGGAAGCCCCGAACAGCAGUUGGAUGAAAAGGACGCCCGGCGCUUCCAGCUGAAAAUCGCGGAGCUGAGCGGGAUCAUCCGCAAGCUGGAGGACAGGAACGCGCUGCUGUCGGAGGAGAGGAACGAGCUGCUGAAGCGUCUCAGAGAAGCAGAGAGUCAGUAUAAGCCCAUUCUGGACAAAAACAAACGCCUCAGCAGGAAGAAUGAGGAGCUGUCACAUGCCUUACGUCGAAUGGAAAAUAAAUUGAAAUUUGUGACGCAGGAAAAUAUUGCCAUGAGGCAAAGAACUGGAGCAAUAAGGAGACCCAGCUCCUUAAACGACCUUGACCACAGCCAGGAGGAAAGGGAAGUGGAUUUCCUGAGGCUGCAAGUGAUUGAGCAGCAGAACAUCAUUGAUGAGCUCUCCAAGACCCUGGAGACUGCUGGCUAUGUGAAGAGUGUCAUGGAACGGGAUAAGCUGCUAAGGUUCAGGAAGCAAAGGAAGAAAAUGACAAGAAUUCCUAAGAAGCCCGUGGUGGAGACGUUCUAUGGCUAUGAUGAGGAGGCUUCCCUGGAGUCUGACGGUUCCUCCAUCUCCUACCAAACUGACCGCACUGACCAGACCCCCUGCACGCCCGAGGACGACCUGGAGGAGGGCAUGGCCAAGGAGGAGACGGAGCUGCGGUUCCGGCAGCUGACCAUGGAGUACCAGGCGCUGCAGAGAGCCUACGCCCUGCUGCAGGAGCAGGUCGGGGGCACCCUGGAUGCAGAACGGGAGGUCAAGACCCGUGAGCAGCUCCAAGCAGAAAUUCACCGGUCCCAGGCUCAGAUAGAAGACCUGGAGAAGGCUCUGGCUGAGCAGGGACAGGACAUGAAGUGGAUUGAGGAGAAGCAGGCGUUGUACAGGAGAAACCAGGAGCUGGUAGAAAAGAUCAGGCAGAUGGAGGCUGAGGAGGCUCGCCUGAAACACGACGUGCAGGACGCCAAGGACCAGAACGAGCUGCUGGAGUUCAGGAUCCUGGAGCUGGAGGAGAGGGAGAGGCGCUCCCCGGCCAUCACCUUCCACCACGGUCCCUUCACCGAGGGGAAGAGCCCGCUGCAGGUGUACUGCGAGGCCGAGGGUGUCACAGACAUUGUGGUGGCAGAGCUGAUGAAAAAGCUGGACAUUUUAGGGGAUAACGCCAAUCUGACCAAUGAAGAGCAGGUGGUGAUCAUCCAGGCCAGGACUGUCCUCACGCUGGCUGAAAAGUGGCUCCAGCAGAUUGAGGUGACCGAGUCCGCGCUGCAGCAGAAGAUGCUGGACCUGGAGAACGAGAAGGAGCUGUUCAGCAAGCAGAAGGGAUACCUGGACGACGAGCUGGACUUCAGGAAGCAGUCCCUGGACCAGGCUCACAAGCAAAUUCUGGAAUUAGAAGCCAUGCUCUAUGAUGCCCUGCAGCAAGAAGCUGGAGCCAAAAUUUCCGAACUUCUUUCAGAAGAGGAGAAGGAGAAGCUGAAGAGCGCGGUGGAGCAGUGGAAGCGGCAGGUGAUGAGUGAGCUGCGGGAGAGGGACGCGCAGAUCCUGCGGGAGAGGAUGGAGCUCAUCCAGCACGCCCAGCAGAGAAUUAAAGAGCUAGAAGAAAGAAUUGAAGGCCAAAAAAGACAAAUAAAAGAGUUAGAGGAAAAGCUUUCAUUCUUUGGUCAUAGUCCUUCAGGCCACAUGCACAAGCCCCCUGAGGCCACUCAGCUCCUGCUGCUCCUCCCAGGGGCACAGCCCUGCCUGAAUCCCACCCCAGACUUUGCCCUUCCACCCCCAGACCUGCCUCGCUCUCUGCUGCUGGAGCUGGGAGGUGCAGCCUGUGGGGCUGAGCUGUGGGGGGGUCCCUGCGCCCCUGAAACCCUGAGGAGCAUUGGGAGAGGACUGAACUGAGCCCAAGGAAGCGAAAACUCUGCUCCUGGCCGUGCUGCAGCCCAGGGCUCUGGCAGCAGCACCAUCGCUGAUUCAGAUACUCUGGAUUCCUUCUGCUUCCCUGCCAAGCAGGUGGCAAAUUGCUUCUGUGUAGAAGUGCCCGUGUCCUGUUUGUAUGUGUUUGUUACCCACAAAAAUCUGUCUUGAAAGAAGGUUUCAGGAAGUGUUCCAGAGGAGAAGCUCGUGAAAGGAUGAAUGUGAAUGAACAUGAUGAAUAUGAAUGAAAAUGGAGUGGUUUGUUCCAAGGUAUCUCUUUGUUGGGUAUGUCCCAUGCUUUGUUGAACAUCCCAUGAGCCCAGUUUUAGGAAAAAAUGUAAAGCUACGUUCAGGAAAUCAAGCUGUAAUUUUAUUUUUGUUUUGAGUUGUCAGCAAACCAUGAUGAGGGAAGUUAGGCAAUAAUUUAUAAUUGCCUGUCCCUGAACAAUGACAAAAAAGGCUUAACACUGUCCCAGCAAAAAGUUCAACCUGGAAAAGAGUGAACUCAACCAGAUUAUCCCUGAUCCACCUGCACUGGGCUGGGACAGGCAGCAAGAGGGAACAGAGGAUGUUGUCAUCUGGAAAAUGUCCUCACCUGGGAAAGGGAGCACAAGUCCCACAGAGCCCAGGCCCAGGAGGCUGGCACAGGAACUGGGAAAGAAAAAGAAUCCUCUAGAAAAAGUGAAGGUGAGGAGGGGAAAAUCCAGAAGAAAUUCGAGAGUGUGAUCGACCACGUGGGAUCCACAGCUGAGCACAGAGAUGUGGGGCUGAGGGACAAAGCCAGGAGCAAGACCAGGAAUGAGGAACAAAGCCAGGAACAAGACCAGGAAUGAGGGACAAAGCCAGGAACAAGACCAGGAACAGGACAGCCCCAGUCCUGCUGGCAGCCAAGUCCCACGGUGCCCAUUCCCCAGGAGCACGGGGCAGGAAGGGAUCAGAGCUCUGGCCAGGUCCCUGUGCUGCUGGAGUCUAUAAAGCUAUGAAGAAAACCCUUGAUACUGAAAUUCUUCAGCCUCUUCCUGCACUCGUCCAUCGACGGUGCUUUAACCCAGCACGGGGAGCUCCGUGCAAAAACAAGGAAUUGUGUUGGCCAAAGUGUGAGAUUUGAACUGAAGGGAGGCACUGUUCUAAGGCCAAGGCUGUGGAUGUUGAUAUCAGCAUAUGAUUCCACCACGGAAUUGAUUUAACAAGCUCCAGUUCUACCAGACACCAAUGCCAGUGCUGGAUUCUGGGAUGAGCUGCAUUUUUUGCUUCUGCAUUUCACGCCUAAAACGGGUCCAUUUUGAGUUCCACUGAAAUACUUCAUGUCUUAAAAUACUGCAUUUACUGGAAGCCCUGCAGGUGGUGGAUGAGGUGACAAAGAACAUGUUAGGAGGUGGCUUGAGUCCAUCUCAUGGCUCUUCAUUGAGCAUGUGUUGUUGCCAGGGGUGUUCAUGUGUCUCAAAUAUCGGUUCUGUUUUCCGAUUAACUUCCUUAAUCCUGGGGGUUUUAAGUGCAAAGCCAAUUGUACAGGACAGGUUCGUGUGUAAAUAAGGGGUUGUACUUCCCUGUAUGUCACUAUAAAUAUGUGUGAAGUUUUGUACGUAGGAAAGAAACAACGGCUCAAAGAAUGUUUUCAGAACUGUUCAAAUGCACAGGCAGGAGACUGGCAUCCCUGUGCUCCCUCACUCUGAUCCUGCUGGUUCCACUCACUGCCUGCAUCCCUCUGGGCUCUGUGU